Messenger RNA from Aplysia californica (California sea hare), 1311 nucleotides. RefSeq lists its product as uncharacterized. The record is from RefSeq and is a predicted model, not a curated record. Lineage: Eukaryota; Metazoa; Mollusca; Gastropoda; Aplysiida; Aplysiidae. The transcript has 7 exons. The coding region runs from base 352 to 1260 and encodes 302 amino acids.
CUGUCUUUAGCAGGGUACUCAUUCCCACCCGGGUAAAGUGAGGACAAUUUGAGUAAAGUACCUUACCCAAAGACACAAUGUCGGGCCCUUGACGGGAUUCGAACCCACGACUUAGCGGUUGCGAGUCUGAGAGCCUAACCCCUAAGCCACCGGCCCCUUCCUGAAUGCGGACUUAUUGGAGCCUCACAUCUUUCCAGGGACUGGGGAUGGCACAAGCGAGGAUGUGGCUUCUGCAACAUGGAGCGUCAGGAGUCUCAGCCAAUAGGACCAUGGUCAGCGAAGAUGCUACAGGACCCCGACUAGGAAAUUUAUCUACUUUAGAGGUACUUCAGUCUGCAGCAAGAUACAAACAUGGAUCGCUUCCUGUACCUAAUGGCUUGCGCAACUUUCGUUUCUGCUUGUCUUGCUGAGGACGGAAAGGAAAGAUCAAGAAGAGAAACCGUUGUUUGGUCCUUGGAUUCUGUCCCUGAUACCAAAAUCGCUGACGACAUCAUACAAAGUUUCGGACCACUACACCAGUGGGGGGAUGACUCCAUCAGCGCCAGCACAAAACACUCCGAAACAAGAGCGCUAAGGAUCUACUACAAGAAAGGUUCCUACAUCAAAAGUAACGGGCCUAAAGGUGCCGGCUUCUUCAGCACGCCUUGCACCAUCCCGGCCAACGCUGACGUCAUGACUCUCAAGUAUGACGUCUACUUCGAGAACUUUGGCUUCGGUAUUGGCGGGAAACUUCCAGGUCUAUUUGGCGGAGAGAAUGGAGAAGGUGCUUUCAAAUGUUCAGGAGGAUCCAACCCUCCUACCUGUUUCUCUCUCAGGAUAGUAUGGAGAGAGAAUGGAGCUGGUGAGAUCUACGCAUACAUUCCCCACAAUCAGAUGGUCGGAUUUUACAACCGCAGUGACGUCAUCGGUCACGGCCAUUACGGACAGUCCUUAGGCAGAGGGAGAAUCCAGUUCAAGAACAAUAAAUGGCAGACGAUCACCCAAGAGGUCCACCUGAACACAGUUGGCAGCGCUGAUGGUUGGAUCAACGUGUGCGUCCAAGUGGAGGGGGAAUCCCAGCAAUGCUACUCGGCCAACAACCUGAUCAUUCGCGAGACCGACAGGGACAGUCUGAGAGGUCUAUUCUUCUCCACCUUUUUCGGGGGCAGCGAACCCACUUACGCUGCUCCCAACGACAGCUGCACUUUCUUCAAGAACUUCCAGAUCUCAGUCCCUGAUCUCAACACUACCAGCACUACCAGCCCAGUUAUUGUUGGUUAGGUCUCGAAUAGAACGAUUAUAGAAUCUAAUAAACUAAUAAGGCCACAAAAA